GUGAUGAUCGGAGUUAUUUCGUCAUAGUGUUCUAUGAGCCUGCCAAGAAGAGCAAGGUGGAGCGUGCCUUCAAGUCCGUGGGCGCAGCAUUGGCGGACUACGAACAGGUCGUGGUUGAUCCUGAUUCCAAGAUGGAGCAGGAGGAGAAGUUCAUGUUCGCACAUGGGGCUGGCGAUCCCGGUGAAUGUAUUCUGGGCGAGUACGAAUACCAAGUGGUGCCGAAAGGAAGUCCGGAGUACGACUCUUCUGUCUCCAAGUUGUCCGCUUUGUACUUGUGCAGCAGUUGGCUCAGUGGCACAUGCGCGGCAAAGGGCCCCGCGCGGUCUGUGCCCAGGAUGCGAGCUGCAGCGGGCGUUCUGGCUUUUGCGGGCCCUUCACAGGCCUUCUACUUGCCAGGCGUUGCCCCCAUCGAAUAUGCGGAUGGGGGACGCGUGGAGUUGAAGGUGAACAAGCUCACGUCUGUCAAGACGCAGCUGCCAUAUGGCUACUACACGCUGCCGUUCUGCAAGCCAGACAGCGUCGUAGAAAGCGUGGAGAACUUGGGUGAGAUUCUGGCUGGAGACCUCAUCGAAAACUCGCCCUUCGACUUAAGGAUGGGUGAGAACGAGAAGUGUAAAAUGCUCUGCAAAAAGCCUCUAGAAGCUGCAGACAAGGACAAAUUCCGAUCACGUAUCGAUGAUGAGUAUCUAGUGAACUUCAUCGUGGACAAUCUCCCGGCCGCCACGAAGUAUGUUCGCAAAAGUGAUGGCGGAGAAUUUACGCACAAGCACGAGAGAUACCGAUGUGACUGGGUGGCGAAGUUUGCAGCUACACAAGAUGCAUGGCACCAGACGGAGGUUGCAGUGCCGGAUGAGCAUGGCAUCGCGCUGGCAGAGCCGAUUUUCGGGCCUAGGACUGACAGCGAUGGACUGGACGCAGCUUCGGACGCCCACCGAGAUGACGAGAUGCCAGAAGAUCCGGAGAAGGAGUCUCUGCGGGACGAGGAUUCACGCUGGCUCGGUGCAGACUUCUCCGCAGCACCUGGGCAGAAGUCGCAUCGAGAACCAGAAAACAGCCUGGACCAGAUGCGAAAGACCGUUGCAGCCGCGAAGUUGUCCAAGAACGGCUCACGCGAGAGUGAGCACAGCUCGCGAAUCAUCUGGAAGCAGACGAACCAGUCCACCUGGAGUUACCUGCAAGCAGUCAGCCGCGUGAUCUUGCGCCAGCGGGUUUUCGAUGCUUUGUGUGGAUCGAUCAUCAUCCUGAACGCUGCCUUCAUCGGUGCCCAGGUGGAGUAUGAAGCCGUGAACCCUGGAGAACCAGAGCUGGGCUGGUGGCUGGCAGGGCAAGCCUUCUUUUGCUUUGCUUAUGUCACCGAGCUCACUUUGCGAGUCGUUGGACAAGGCAAGAACUUCUUCGGCUCCUCGGACCGGAUCUUCUGCCAAUUUGUUGAUGCUGAUACAGAGAAUGCGCGGUGGAACGUUUUUGACAUUUUUGUGACGUUGACCUCCGUCGUGGAUCUGUUGUUUUCGUUUCUCCUAUCGGGCAGCGAGACUGGUGCCCUUGCUGCCGCGCGAAUGCUGCGGAUGAUCCGAGUGGCGAAGAUAAUUCGAGUUGUUCGCUAUCUUCGCUAUAUGCGGAACAUGAUCUUCACCUUGUUGCACACUCUCUCCUCUUUGGCAUGGAGUCUGGCACUGAUGGCUAUGAUCAUGUAUCUCUUUGCUGUUGCGAUUACCGAAGCGACGACUGCGUAUAGAGUGCAUCAUGGUCAGGAUUCGGAGUCCGUCAGGAAGCUCCUGAGGUUCUGGGGCCACAUCUCCAGUUCCAUGUACACAUUGCUGCUGUCCAUCACCAGCGGGAUCAGCUGGGUGGAGCCUGCCUCUGCGCUCAGCCAGCUGCACUUUGUGUAUCCUCCGCUCUUUGUGCUAUAUAUUUGUUUUAUGUAUUUCGCUAUGAUGAAU
Molecule: messenger RNA, 1940 nt
Organism: Symbiodinium necroappetens
Lineage: Eukaryota; Dinophyceae; Suessiales; Symbiodiniaceae
Source: the annotation of a GenBank genome assembly